AUGUCGACCAUUCUGCGGACGUUGCGCAACCUGCGCCGCGUUGGGCUCAAGGACUAUGCCCACCAGAUGCAGAACAUCGGUGAUACCAAAGCCGGAACCCUGAUCGGAACUGACCGCUGGGGCAACAAGUACUACGAGAACAUGGCUGAAGAACUUCCUCUCCGCACACGAUGGGUCGACUACAAGACUAACUGGCCCGAGUGGGAGCCCUCUCAAGUCGAGCCUGGCUGGCACGCCUGGAUCUCUUAUAUGGUUGAUGCUCCCCCCACCGCCGACAAGCUUCUCCAGGCUGGUACCCGCCACUUCGAGGCCCCAGAGCACCGCCCCAACCUUACUCAGACUCGCGCUGCUUUCCGAACCUACUCUACCACUCGCCCCAAGUACUCUGCUUGGACUCCUGUUGCCGCUCCUCGGUAA
Penicillium angulare is the source of this 417-nucleotide messenger RNA. Its product is annotated as complex I NDUFA12 subunit family protein. Gene Ontology annotation, cellular component: membrane. Lineage: Eukaryota; Fungi; Ascomycota; Eurotiomycetes; Eurotiales; Aspergillaceae. The record is from RefSeq and is a predicted model, not a curated record. The coding region runs from base 1 to 417 and encodes 138 amino acids. Gene Ontology annotation, biological process: response to oxidative stress; mitochondrial respiratory chain complex I assembly. The transcript is spliced from 7 exons.